Molecule: messenger RNA, 1027 nt
Organism: Manacus vitellinus (golden-collared manakin)
Lineage: Eukaryota; Metazoa; Chordata; Aves; Passeriformes; Pipridae
Gene: DOHH
Product: deoxyhypusine hydroxylase
Exons: 3
Coding region: 62-961 (299 amino acids)
Biological process (GO): peptidyl-hypusine biosynthetic process
Molecular function (GO): deoxyhypusine monooxygenase activity
Source: RefSeq, a predicted model, not a curated record
GCAGGACGGUGACCGAGGAGCCCCCGCAGCGCACUUCGUGUGACCGGACCGUGCCCCCGCCAUGGUGACGGAGCAGGAGCUGGAGGCCAUCGGCCGCGUGCUGCUGGACGCGGCGCAGCCUCUGCCCGCGCGGUUCCGGGCGCUCUUCACCCUGAGGAACCUGGGUGGCCCCACGGCCGUGCGCUGGAUCGGCCGCGCCUUCGGGGAUGGCUCGGCGCUGCUGAAGCACGAGCUGGCCUUCUGCCUGGGCCAGAUGCAGGAUGAGUCCGCCAUCCCCGUGCUCAUCCAGGUGCUGGAGGACACGGCACAGGAGCCCAUGGUCAGGCACGAAGCAGGUGAAGCCCUGGGCGCUAUUGGGAACCCCAAGGUGCUGGAUAUCCUGAGACGCUAUUCCAAGGACCCUGUGGUUGAGGUGAGGAUCCUGGGGGAUCAUUUCCUGUGGGAUGCAGCACUGCUGGUCUGGAAGGGUGAGGCAGCUCUGCCGGGGGGGUGGGUGCUGCCAUCACGGGAGGGCAUCAGAGCAAGGCUGGGCUCAAGGAGCAGGAUACCCCUUCCCACGGGGUGGGGUGGUGACCCACAGCAUCCCCCAGCUUCCUAUCGAGGCAUCUCAUCUCACUGCCCCCUCUCCCUGCCCCUCUCCGCAGGGCUGCGCUGCGGCAGCGCGCUGUUCCGCCACGAGGUCGGGUACGUGCUGGGGCAGCUGCAGGACGAGGCGUGCGUCCCUCAGCUCACGGCCGUGCUGUGCAGCCCCUCCGAGAGCCCCAUGGUGCGGCACGAGUGCGCCGAGGCGCUGGGGGCCAUCGCGCGGCCGUCCUGCCUGCGCGCCCUGCGCGCCUUCGCCGGCGACGGGGAGCGCGUGGUGCGCGAGAGCUGCCAGGUGGCCCUGGACAUGUACGAGUACGAGAACGGCGCCCAGUUCCAGUACGCCGACGGGCUCUGCAAGCUGCAGGCCUCCCCCUGAGCCUGCACGGGGGGCACCGGGGGGGACACGCUGCCCCCCGCCCCCUCCCGCUGCCGAUCGGGCUUC